GCGAUUUCUCAGCGCGGGGCGCCGCAGGCGCAGCCACGGGCCAGAGGCGGAGCUGUGCGGCCUGGCGGGCAGCUUCGUGGGCGCGAGCGAGGAGUACUGGCACGCCCCGGGAGCGGCACGGGCCCGGCAGCCGGCCGCGCUCGGCGAGCCGGACCCGCCGGGGCGGCAGGCGGCGCUGGGCUUUGGCGGCGCCCAGGGCGCGUGGCAGUGA
This is a messenger RNA of Prorocentrum cordatum, 211 nucleotides long. NCBI's taxonomy places the organism in Eukaryota, Dinophyceae, Prorocentrales, Prorocentraceae. The record is from the annotation of a GenBank genome assembly.